Messenger RNA from Quercus robur (English oak), 1983 nucleotides. RefSeq names its product UPF0481 protein At3g47200-like. Bases 158 to 1666 code for a protein of 502 amino acids. The transcript has a single exon. NCBI's taxonomy places the organism in Eukaryota, Viridiplantae, Streptophyta, Magnoliopsida, Fagales, Fagaceae. The record is from RefSeq and is a predicted model, not a curated record.
UCAUCAUAAAAACUAGUUAGUUUAGGAAUGUUUCUACAUUCAAAUAAGAGCAAGAGCCCUAAAUUUCUCACGCUAAAGUUUCCACGUAGUAAACUAAAUACGAGGAAGGACAGUAAACUUACAAAAUUCAAUUCUCUUUCUUUGGUGCAAACUUGCUAUGGCCGGGAAGGAGCAUGUUGUUUCUAUGGAGGGUUUUUUCAGAAUAGAAGGCGGUGUAACAAGCAGCGGUGUCACUGAGAACGCCCAGACGUACAGCAUUUCUAUUGAAUCUGACCUGGAGGCAAGGAUUGAUGCAGUAAUGGAGGCAAAAAAAAUUUUGGCAACAUCCUCACCACCAAAGAUACAAAAGGUUAUAUUCUUGCGGCGAGAUGACAAGGAUUUCCAGAAGCUCUAUGAGCCAAGAGCAGUAUCACUCGGUCCUAUCCAUUAUGGUAGUGAGAAGUACAAGCUAGGAGAGAAGUACAAGCUUAUGUUGACAUCUGUGUUCGUCAAAGAUAGCAAAGAGAUGAUAAACGAUUUGUACAAGAAGAUUGGGGAAAAGAUCAAGGAACUGAAGGAGUGCUUCGAGAAGGAAGUGAUCGAAGGCUAUAAGGAUGACGACCUCAUUUGGUUGUUGUUGGUGGACGGCUGCGCAAUACUACAAUACAUAGACUGUGCAGCUAACAACAGCUUCGAAGAGUUGAAGAUAAAACCCGACAGCUUAGCCUUUACCCAACAGGAUUUGUUUUUGCUUGAGAACCAGCUUCCCUAUCGUCUGCUCAAUUGGUUGAUGACCUGGAGUGCGAAAGAAGACAAGUUGGGGAAAUCAAUUGACACUUACAUUGAAAAUCUCGUUACGGCACCACCUCCAGACGAUCAAUCAGCAAUUUUCAGCUGGAAAUGGCUAAGUUCGUUGUCAUGGCGUUGCUCGCAAUACUCAGAAAAAGAAGAAAGCCUUCACUCAAAGGCGAAGCGACAAGAGGACCCCAUCCAUCUUCUCGAUCUUCUGAGGACACGUCUCUUGUAUAAUCAUCAACGAAGAAACAACGGAGAGAAACCAAAUGAGAAAGGCAAAACUGCAGGGCAGUCCUAUCGCAAUGUUCAGGAGCUUCGAGCAGCAGGUAUUCUUGUGGAACGAACCAAAAAGGAAAAUAGUAGCUUGAGGGACAUUUUUUUUACCAAACUCGGUUGUUUGGGAUACCUUUGGCUUCCACCAAUAACUGUUGAUGACUCAACAAGGCCAAGGUUCUUGAACUUGAUAGCCUACGAGAUGUGUCUAGAUUUCCAAAAUGACUUUGCGAUCACCUCUUACAUAUCCUUCCUCGAUUCACUGAUUGAUGAACCCAGCGAUGUUAAGAUGCUAAGGAAUGCAGGAAUACUCUACAACUACCUUGGCAGCGAUGAUGAAGUGGCUCAAGUCUUCAAUAAGAUAGGUACCGACUUGGUGCCUAACAUUGAAAUAUACAGUGAAGUCAAAUCACAAAUUCAGGACCUCUACAAGAAGCAGGGUAGGACCUGGAUAGCUCAAGUCUUUCACGAACAUUUCAGUAGUCCCUGGACGCUCACGGCCUUCUUUGGCGCAUUGUUAGUACUUGCUCUAACUAUCAUUCAGACUUGGUAUGCUGUCGACUCUUCCUGCGAUAACUUAUGCAAGAAAUUGACACCAGACAAAAUAUGCAAAAGCUAAAAUUUUAUUUGCUGUUCUCUUACCAAGUGUGUCUAGCUAGCUGAGAAUUACGUGGUUUCUACGCCUUUCAGACCACUGUUUCCAAAUAAUAAGGCCUUAGGGAUUCUAUGAUAAAAAAUAAUUAGUACUGCACAUUUUCACGUACAAUUUGUCACAAUAUGAAUGGUUGUUUGUCACUAUUACUAUAUUACAUGGAUCCACUAUUUUUUUCUACUAUUCAUAAUUUAUUAUAUAGUACAGUUGUGACAAAAUAUGUGUGAAAAUGCAUAGUACUAACAUUAUUGUUGUAUGAGUCAUGAUUUCCAUGGGUUUUUCCC